AUGGACGAUCUGAAGCUCUCCUGGGACCUGGCCAAGGUGCGCACCGACCUGCCCCUGGAGGUGGACUUCGCCAAAAGGCGGGAGCCCGACCGGGAGAGGCUUAGGGCCUUUCUGGAGAGGCUUGAGUUUGGCAGCCUCCUCCACGAGUUCGGCCUUCUGGAAAGCCCCAAGGCCCUGGAGGAGGCCCCCUGGCCCCCGCCGGAAGGGGCCUUCGUGGGCUUUGUGCUUUCCCGCAAGGAGCCCAUGUGGGCCGAUCUUCUGGCCCUGGCCGCCGCCAGGGGGGGCCGGGUCCACCGGGCCCCCGAGCCUUAUAAAGCCCUCAGGGACCUGAAGGAGGCGCGGGGGCUUCUCGCCAAAGACCUGAGCGUUCUGGCCCUGAGGGAAGGCCUUGGCCUCCCGCCCGGCGACGACCCCAUGCUCCUCGCCUACCUCCUGGACCCUUCCAACACCACCCCCGAGGGGGUGGCCCGGCGCUACGGCGGGGAGUGGACGGAGGAGGCGGGGGAGCGGGCCGCCCUUUCCGAGAGGCUCUUCGCCAACCUGUGGGGGAGGCUUGAGGGGGAGGAGAGGCUCCUUUGGCUUUACCGGGAGGUGGAGAGGCCCCUUUCCGCUGUCCUGGCCCACAUGGAGGCCACGGGGGUGCGCCUGGACGUGGCCUAUCUCAGGGCCUUGUCCCUGGAGGUGGCCGAGGAGAUCGCCCGCCUCGAGGCCGAGGUCUUCCGCCUGGCCGGCCACCCCUUCAACCUCAACUCCCGGGACCAGCUGGAAAGGGUCCUCUUUGACGAGCUAGGGCUUCCCGCCAUCGGCAAGACGGAGAAGACCGGCAAGCGCUCCACCAGCGCCGCCGUCCUGGAGGCCCUCCGCGAGGCCCACCCCAUCGUGGAGAAGAUCCUGCAGUACCGGGAGCUCACCAAGCUGAAGAGCACCUACAUUGACCCCUUGCCGGACCUCAUCCACCCCAGGACGGGCCGCCUCCACACCCGCUUCAACCAGACGGCCACGGCCACGGGCAGGCUAAGUAGCUCCGAUCCCAACCUCCAGAACAUCCCCGUCCGCACCCCGCUUGGGCAGAGGAUCCGCCGGGCCUUCAUCGCCGAGGAGGGGUGGCUAUUGGUGGCCCUGGACUAUAGCCAGAUAGAGCUCAGG
Vigna umbellata (rice bean) is the source of this 1146-nucleotide messenger RNA. The record is from RefSeq and is a predicted model, not a curated record. NCBI's taxonomy places the organism in Eukaryota, Viridiplantae, Streptophyta, Magnoliopsida, Fabales, Fabaceae.